Molecule: messenger RNA, 969 nt
Organism: Pelobates cultripes (western spadefoot toad)
Lineage: Eukaryota; Metazoa; Chordata; Amphibia; Anura; Pelobatidae
Source: the annotation of a GenBank genome assembly
AUGGCAUCCGCCCCAGGCCUGCAGGCCCCGAGAGGGGUCCACUAUACCAGAGAGGACCUGAACAUUGUCACAUAUAAUGUCCAUGGCCUCAACAUCCGCGAAAAGCGUACCAGACUCUUCAGUGACCUGAAACGGUAUGGAGCGACGGUAGCAUACAUCCAGGAGACACACUUUCAAAACUUCCGGGCACCAUCGCUCCGGGACCGCAACUUCCCAGUGGGAUACUUCAGCAAUAAUCUGCAGCGACACACACUGGUAGUGGGCAUUCUAUUCUCCAGAUGGACCCCAUACAUUGAACAAGACACGCUCCGAUGCACAUCAGGGAGAUACAUCUUCACAAAAGGCACCAUCCAUGACCAGAAAUACACUUUCGCAAACAUAUAUGCCCCAAACACGAAACAAUACCACUUCCUCCGCAGGACCAUGAUAGCUCUGAAGAGGUUCGCGGAGGGCACACUGAUAGUGGGAGGAGACCUUAACCUCCCCCUGCAUGAUCGAGACACCUCAGCGGCACACACACCGACACCUCCCGGCAGGCACGCAAGAACGCUCCAACUACUCCACCACCAUCAACUCAAAGACUGCUGGAGGGCAAUGAAUCCUGAACUAAGAGACAACACAUACUCGAGGCUGGACUACCUCCUACUGCCCUACCACAGCUUACCCCACCUAGUAAAGGCAGAAAUUCUACUGAUGACCUGGUCGGACCAUAACCCAGUCUGCAUACGACUACGAUCCUCGCUAUUCAGACCUCGCCUAGUUUCCUGGAGACUCAACGAGUUCAUCUUAACAGACUCCACACUGGUGUCAAGGACCGUGCAGGUCCUCCAGGACUACUUCAACAUGAACGAAACUGAGGACACAACACUCCUAACAUGCAGGGAGGCACACAAGGCGGUCAUACGAGGCCUUUAUCAUACUUUAUCACUCACUGCUCGGCACGGAAGAAGGCUCACACUAAAACAGUGA